GGGCGACGUGACAUCAUCCCUAAAGCCUUUGGAUUCCAGCUCGGGAUCUUCCUGCGCUGUUUCAUGUAAGGAUCUAGGAAGUAGUCCCGCUAUCUGAAUCGACUUGUCUUUAGUUUUUAAAACAGCAGAAGCGGAAAGUUUCUUCUCUAUAUAAGCCAAAAAUCUCAGCGAGAGUAUGUCUUUCGUCCCAGGUCAGCCGGUGACUGCUGUUGUGGAACGAGUUGAGAUUCAGAAGCUGCGGCAAGGAGAGAAUCUCAUCCUUGGCUUCAGCAUCGGAGGAGGGAUAGACCAGGACCCCGGGCAGAAUCCCUUCUCUGAGGACAAGUCAGACAAAGGCAUUUAUGUGACCAGGAUAUCACCUAAAGGCCCAGCAGACUUGGCCGGCUUGAAGAUGGGAGACAAAAUAAUGCAGGUGAACGGUUGGGACAUGACCAUGGUGACUCAUGAUCAGGCUCGUAAAAAACUAACAAAGAAGAGAGAGGAUGUGGUACGACUGCUAGUAACCAGGAAGUCGCUUGAGGAGGCUGUCAAACACUCUAAGUGCUCUUAUCCCAAACACUAGUGUGGUGGCUCUACUUUUACACAGACUAAUGCCAUAGCCAAGGAAUGAAGACUCACUUGGAGAACACAUACUACCCCAAAUAGUUGCACCGUGGCCUUUAUACUCCAGUAAUGCAAAAAUAGAUAAGUAAACAAACUGAGACAGAUCAGUUUGUUCAUUCAGAUCAGUCUGUAGAAAAUGAGACUGUUAUCUGUUUUGUUUUUUUUCUCUCAUUUGUGGCAUAUCCAAUUAUAACUGAUCUCAGUAAAUUAUGUGAAAUGACGCUGCUUGAAUAACAGCAUUUGAGAUAUUUGUAGCGAUUAUCAUCAUUUGUACUUAAAGCAAUUUAAAUUAGCAUUUUGAGAACAUUUUAUAGACCGGUUCUUCUGCAAGGAGUGUUAAGUCAUUCACACAUUUAGAAUUUAUUUGUUAAGUAAUUUGUAAUUUGUCCACAAGGUUAUUUGGGAACAAUCCGAGUUUAAUUUGUUUUCCAGCAGCUGACCAAAAUUUAACUGGACACACUGGAUACACCCGGAAAAAUUCACUGUUGUUUAUUCAUCUCAGUUAAAGAACCAAUAUUUUUCUGCCACUAACACAGCAACAAAUGCCAAAGUAAAAUCAAAGUUUGUGUAAUUUAGUAUUUCCAGUUUUCUUUUUCUUUAAAUAAUGGUACAGUGUAUUGUAUAAAAUCUAUGCAAAAAAUGUCAAUAGAGCCAAUUUCCAAUGUGUUUUUUUUCCUAAUGAUAAUUCUACUGAUGCAUCACAUUUUUCAAGUUGCAUUCAGUGUAACAUCCUCUCAUCUGUUAAAGUAACUACACAGCCAGAAUUACAGUAAAGGUGUUUCAUAUGAACAUUACUUCACAUGUUGGAUGUUUCUGGAUGCACACUUGUCAAAUCGGCUUUCUCAUUUUCGGCAUAUUUGCUUCCAGUUACCUUUUAUCGGCUUCAGAAAGAGAACGAUGCUUUUUUUUUUUUUUUUUUUUUUCCUGGAGGAGAUGAUAUUCAGCAGUUAGCUCCACUGAGACUGUUUCGAGGUUUAAAUAGUUUUGUUUCUUGUCACUGAACAAAAGUCCAGUUUGAAACUGUAAAUCAGCCAAGAAGGAGUGAAUGUUGUUUGUUAACUUGAAAAUGUGCACAGCAGCCUUAAAUGUAUUAACACUAAGUUUUAAUAAUUCAUUUCCAAUUUACCAGUGUGGUAUGAUCUCAUUAGUGCAUCUUUCCUGCAACAUGUAAUAAAUGACACUGGAGAUGA
Messenger RNA from Haplochromis burtoni (Burton's mouthbrooder), 1793 nucleotides. RefSeq names its product Tax1 (human T-cell leukemia virus type I) binding protein 3 (gene tax1bp3). Gene Ontology annotation, biological process: neurotransmitter receptor transport postsynaptic membrane to endosome; neurotransmitter receptor transport, endosome to postsynaptic membrane. The coding region runs from base 176 to 562 and encodes 128 amino acids. Gene Ontology annotation, cellular component: postsynaptic membrane; postsynaptic density; adherens junction. Lineage: Eukaryota; Metazoa; Chordata; Actinopteri; Cichliformes; Cichlidae. The transcript has 4 exons. The record is from RefSeq and is a predicted model, not a curated record. Gene Ontology annotation, molecular function: protein binding.